Molecule: messenger RNA, 588 nt
Organism: Cutaneotrichosporon cavernicola
Lineage: Eukaryota; Fungi; Basidiomycota; Tremellomycetes; Trichosporonales; Trichosporonaceae
Exons: 5
Coding region: 1-588 (195 amino acids)
Source: RefSeq, a predicted model, not a curated record
AUGCUCGCUAUCAUCUCUGCCCUUGUACUCUAUCUCGCGGUCGCCCUCGCAGCCCCCGCCCCCACUCUGGAAGAACGCUCAUCUCGUCCCAUCCCAAUGUACAUUCAUCCCCGGUCGGCACCCCACAUGUGCCUCACGGCUUUCAGGCAGGGCCAAGGACAGUACCUAGGUGCACGCAUGUACAUCCACAACUGUACCGGAGCCGAGAACCAGCAGUUCAGAACUGCGUACGGUGACACCGUACUGGAAUUCCGAGGCACGAGCGCACAAGGCAACAAGGAAAAGUAUUGUGUUGUAACCGACGCCGUGCAACCGGACAAUCCCACCGUGGACCGCACUAAUGGCAAGCCGGCAAUACUCUAUCAUUGCCCUCCGCAUAAGGACGCCAAGCCCACCGGCGACACUUCUCGCCCAGUUAACGGCGUUUGGGUCCAGUACGACCACGGCACCAUCAAGCUCAAGAGCACCAACGUGUGUCUUGACCUCAAGGACGGGAACACGGCCCAAGGCACCCCCGUCCAACAGUGGCAGUGCUACCGCGGAAACCAAAACCAGCAGUGGCUUGUCAACAACAAAAUCACAGCCUAG